AUGGCUGUUUCUCUCGAUGAACCUGCAUCUUCUUCCGCUUCCACUGUUACUGGUUCUAUUGAUCCAAACAAUCCUCUAUACGUGCAUCCUUCACAUAGCCCUGCACUAAUGCUUGUUCCCGUUCCUUUUGAUGGAAUGGGAUAUCGAUCCUGGAGAAGGAGCAUCAUGCGAUCUCUCUCAGUGAAAAACAAAUUAGGCUUUAUUAAUGGUGAUUUCCCAAAGCCUACUGCAAAUUCUCCUCAAUUGCGUCUUUGGCAAAGAUGCGAUGAUAUGGUCACAUCGUGGAUCCUCAAUUCUCUUGCUAAAGAUAUCGCAGAUAGCGUUGAAUACGUUACUGAUUCGGUUGAAUUGUGGAAGGAAUUGGAGGAUCGAUAUGAUCAAACUAAUGGCGCGAAGUUAUACCAAAUUCAGAAAGAGAUUAAUGAUCUAACUCAGGGUGUUCUGGACAUUACUUCUUACUAUACUAAAAUGAAGAGAUUGUGGGAGGAACUUAGUAAUCUAAAUGCCAACAAUCAGUGCACCUGCACAUGUCUCUGUGGAGCCAAGGAUGGUACACACAAAGCUGAACAAGACAGGCGUUUGAUUCAGUUUCUAAUGGGCCUUAAUGAGGUUUACACCGUUAUCAGGGGCAGUGUCCUCAUGAUGAGUCUUUUGCCUUCAAUGGCACAAGCCUUUUCCAUCUUAAUACAGGAAGAAAAAUAG
Messenger RNA from Solanum tuberosum (potato), 702 nucleotides. RefSeq lists its product as uncharacterized. The transcript has a single exon. The record is from RefSeq and is a predicted model, not a curated record. Bases 1 to 702 code for a protein of 233 amino acids. Lineage: Eukaryota; Viridiplantae; Streptophyta; Magnoliopsida; Solanales; Solanaceae.